ACGGUUCUGGUUUUCUCCAGUCAACCGGAGUGCAGCAGCCCAAGUGAAGCUAAAAACAUGCAACCGAUGCACAGGUGGAUCCUACUGCUGCUGCUGGCCGGAUUUCCAGCGACUGGUCGGACGGAGGAUCUGCUGGAGUUGUCCUGCAGCUCGGACGCGCAGUGCGCCCAAUUCGAGCGGGGUCGAUGUGUGGACAUGGCCUGCAUCUGCACAGCACGUGGCUCCGGGGAGCAGGUGCCCUGUGCGCCGCUGGAGGAGCGGCUCAAGCUGACCAACAUCAUUGGGGGCACCUGCCCAUGUCCCAUGCCGAAUGCCGUGUGCCACACGCGUUGGGAGCAGUGCCUCUGCUCCGAGGGCUACGUGCCCAGUGAGGACCGCAGGCGAUGCCUGCCGCAGGUGGUCCAGUUGGGCGGCAGCUGUGAGUUCCAGCAGCAGUGCCGGCUGGCGGAUCGGUUUAGCUCCUGCAUUGGCAACCAGUGCCUCUGCCUCAACAAUUUCGAGCUCCAAGAUGGGCGAUGUCUGGCUGCUUUGCAAUCAAGCUGUCUGGAGGACAAGGACUGUGGCAGCUGUGGAGCCUCGAUUUGCCUAACCAAGACGAAGCGGUGCGGCUGCUCCAAGAACUUUGUGCACAACCACAACAUGACCAAGUGCAUCAAGGGCUCCGCUUACGGCGAGACGUGCGAGCACAGUUCGCCGUGCAAGGUGAACCUGGGAGCCGAUGGACAGUGCCUGGAUCACCAGUGCGUCUGUCGUUCGACCCACUACCCCAAAAGGGUAGCCAACAAGGUGACCAAGGAUGUGGACGACGACCAUGAUGAGGCCAACAAAUUGGAGCAGAUCACUUGCGUACCCAUCGUGCCGUACGGCGCACUCUGUCGUCAUGAUCGCGAAUGCCGGAUGCAGUCCAUGGAGCAGGAGAAUGCCACAGCAUCCACUGGUCAUCCCAUGGUGUGCAAAUGGGGCGAGUGCUCCUGCAGUGAGACCCAUCGACUGGAGGACAACAAGUGCGUUUUUGUGGAGAACGCUGCCGCGCAUUAUCAACUAGGAGGCUUUGUGGCCUUCGUUUGUUUCCAGUUUACAAUGAUUCUUUAUUAGGAUGUAGCAAAAAAACGUGUUAAACUUAAAUGAAUAGAUUGAACACACGCUUCACACAGA
This is a messenger RNA of Drosophila yakuba, 1155 nucleotides long. RefSeq names its product tenascin. NCBI's taxonomy places the organism in Eukaryota, Metazoa, Arthropoda, Insecta, Diptera, Drosophilidae. The coding region runs from base 58 to 1095 and encodes 345 amino acids. The record is from RefSeq and is a predicted model, not a curated record. The transcript has 2 exons.